AUGACAUCCGACAAGGUUUUUCGAGAGGAAAUGCGCACAACAUAUAUCAACUAUGUGGACAAUCCACCUGGUACCAAGAAAUCAAGGCUCGUUUACCCCAGGCUCCUCGAAGAGCGGUCGUCCGAAGGUGGAAUGGUGGUACGGGUGCACGACGACUUGACGUUGAACCUUAGAAAAGGGUCAGUGGCAGCUCGCGAACUUCGUGUCCUAACGGAAGAAAAUGGACGUCUCGUCACGCAAUUCUACAACGGGGAAGACAUAGAAAAACAUCUUUACGAAGACGAGGAGAAAAUUGCUACUGUCAUGGUGACCAAAACAGGAAAUGGUGUCCGCAUGGAAGGGCUAGUUAGCCCCAGUCACAGAAUACAGCCGAUGCACGUCUCUGCAAAGUCUGAAGACGGCGUUGUUCCUCACGAGAUCCACGAGAUUGAGCACAAGGAAAUGCUGGACAAAACACUUACUUACAGACGUAAAGAUGCCGUUCCGAGUGAACGAACGUCGUCGUGGUCUCGAAGAGGCCGAGUCCCAUCGCUUGUAACCAUUGAAGUUUUCGUUGUUAUGGACACAUGGCAUCACCGCUUCUUCAAUAGCACAAAGCAUGCGCUCUGGUAUCUAUGCAUCAUGGUCAACUCCGCAAAUAUAAGGUACAGAGCUGCUUCAAAUCCAGGGGUGAAGCUGCUUCUUACCGGCGUGGAAAAAGCUAUGCAAGAAGCCUACGUUGUGUCCCCAGAGCCCGGAUAUCUCUUUGACGACGGAACAAUAACAUUGUUCAGAAAGCACGCUGUCGGGAAAAAGAACGAGUACGGCCGCCCAGACGUUGUGUUCCUCGCAACCGGGCGCAACGUGUUUACAUUUUACAAUGGUGCACUGACUGACGCUGGCUUGGGUAUCGGUUAUGUGUCUGGGGUCUGCACAGAGUCCUACGUAGCACUGGGGGAAGACAAUCCCGGACUUUUCAGCGGAAUGCACACCUUCACCCACGAAGUUGCCCACCUCCUGGGUGCAAAGCACGAUGGAGAUGACCCGGACGUGAACAUGCCCGGCCAUCCUGGUGCCGCGCGCUGCUCGUGGAGUCUUGGGCACAUCAUGAGCUACGUUAACAACGGUCCGCCUCACCACCGGUUUUCUACGUGCACCUUGGAGCAAAUUAGUUACGUUCUGAGACGUGCAGGUGAAGCAUGCUGGAAAAUAAUCUCGGAAGGGACUUCCGUGAAGAACGUGUACCCGGGAAUGGCAGUGUCGUUUCGAAGGUUCUGCGCAGUUCUGCCUUACGACAAACAAAACUCGACGUUCGAUUACGCCACCGUAAACCAAGCAACCUGCCAAGUGCGCUGCCAUUUCUACAAGGAGAUCAUGUCCAUAUUUAGCGAUAUGCCACCUGUGCGCAUGAGCUUCCACUACGAAGCAGAAGCACUGGACUACAUGCCUUGCGGCGAUCGUCUGUAA
Messenger RNA from Dermacentor silvarum, 1446 nucleotides. RefSeq names its product venom metalloproteinase antarease-like TtrivMP_A. Gene Ontology annotation, biological process: proteolysis. The record is from RefSeq and is a predicted model, not a curated record. Gene Ontology annotation, molecular function: metalloendopeptidase activity. NCBI's taxonomy places the organism in Eukaryota, Metazoa, Arthropoda, Arachnida, Ixodida, Ixodidae.